AAUUUUGAAGCCUUCGUAGAAUUAGAUAGUUCCUAUCUCAUGACUUGAUUGAGAUCGAGUGUGUACUGUGACUGUAGCUAGCUAGCUUGUUGAUUAAGAUAGUUUUACUCAUAGAAGAGGUGCAUGCUGAAGAUGUCUAAAGACGGCGGAACCAUGAUGCAGAAAGCCAUUGACUUGGCAAAGCAGGCAACUGAGGCUGACAAUGCUGAGAAGUAUGAAGAGGCUCUUCAGUUGUAUACGCAUGCUAUUGAAUACUUUCUACAUGCUGUAAAAUAUGAGGUGAAGGGGGACAAGGCACAGGAGUCAGUGCGCACCAGGUGCUAUAGUUACAUGGAGAGAGCUGAGCAGCUCAAGAAGUUUAUUGCUAAAGGAAAGAAAAAAGUUCACCAUUCAGGAACUACCGCAUCAAAGGAGAAGAAAAAAGGUCCCGGUGGUGGAGGGGGCGCCGGUGACGAUGAUUCGAGUGACGAGGGAGAUGCUGAGAGUGAGGGGAGGAAGAAACAGUUAGAGGGCGCUAUUGUUGCCGAGAAGCCCAAUGUUCACUGGGAUGACAUUGCUGGUCUCAUCGUGGCUAAAGAAGCUCUCAAAGAGACAGUCAUUCUACCAGUCAAAUUUCCUCAUCUAUUCACAGGCAAGAGGAAGCCGUGGAGAGGUAUCCUACUCUAUGGGCCCCCAGGUACUGGCAAGUCCUACUUGGCCAAAGCAGUGGCUACUGAGGCUGACUCCACAUUUUUCUCAAUCUCCUCGUCUGAUCUCGUGAGCAAAUGGCUGGGAGAAAGCGAACGUCUUGUGAAAGAGCUCUUCCAUUCGGCCAGAGGCAAGAGACCCGCUAUUAUCUUCAUUGAUGAGGUAGACUCUCUUUGCAGUGCUCGGUCAGAUUCAGAAAACGAUGCCACACGUCGAAUCAAGACCGAGUUUCUGGUUCAAAUGCAGGGAGUAGGUGUAGACAACGAUGGUAUUCUCGUGCUCGGGGCUACCAAUAUCCCGUGGGGACUAGACGCUGCCAUUAGGAGGAGAUUUGAGAAGCGUAUCUACAUCCCUCUACCAGAGGAGGGGGCUCGAAGACGUAUGUUCGAAAUUCACAUCGGAGAUACUCCGACUGAAUUGAAACCCAAAGAUUGGCAGUCUCUGGCCAGCAAAACCGAGGGUUACUCUGGUGCCGAUAUCGGUAUUGUAGUCAGAGAAGCCCUAAUGAUGCCGAUACGAAAAGUUCAAAGUGCAACUCAUUUCAAGAUGAGUAGCGGCCCCUCCCCAACUGAUUCGACAGUCUAUUCCAAUGACCUUUUGUCCCCUUGUGGUCCUCGGGAUCAAGGAGCUACAGAGAUGUCUUGGAUGGACGUUCCCGGAGACAAACUGCUCGAACCGAAAGUGACAGUUGGGGACUUUAUAAAAUCCCUUGAGAACACUCGCCCCACAGUGAACGCUGAUGACCUCAAGAGAUUCGAGGACUUUACCAGCGAUUUUGGUCAAGAGGGAUAAUCAUUAUACAACUAAUUUAUUAGCUAUGAUUAUAAUUUCCUGUGCUGUCUUUGUUGCUAUAGUUACUGCACCCCUGUUGGUUGUGUACAUAGCUUUGUGGUGUUAUUUUAAUUAGUGCUCUCGUUUGCUUGCCACUUUUAGCUCACUACGUACAUUAUACUAUGAUCUAUAAUAUCUCUUGCAAUUCACAACGAUUAUAAUUAUUUCUCAA
Messenger RNA from Halichondria panicea, 1690 nucleotides. RefSeq names its product vacuolar protein sorting-associated protein 4B-like. The record is from RefSeq and is a predicted model, not a curated record. The transcript is spliced from 7 exons. Bases 124 to 1479 code for a protein of 451 amino acids. Gene Ontology annotation, biological process: vacuole organization; endosomal transport. Gene Ontology annotation, molecular function: ATP hydrolysis activity; ATP binding. NCBI's taxonomy places the organism in Eukaryota, Metazoa, Porifera, Demospongiae, Suberitida, Halichondriidae.